Molecule: messenger RNA, 2967 nt
Organism: Rotaria socialis
Lineage: Eukaryota; Metazoa; Rotifera; Eurotatoria; Philodinida; Philodinidae
Source: the annotation of a GenBank genome assembly
AUGGACUCCUCAUCUAUCAUUAUAUUUAUUUGUUUAAUGCUUCUUAAAUGGCAAGUUCGUGGUCAAGAAGAUUCAUUACUUAUGUCAUCAGCGACCAUUGAAACGCAAUAUUUAACAUUUGACAUGGCUCAAUAUGGGCCAAAUGGCGGUGUUUUUUCCAGUCCUAAUUUUCCAAAUUAUUAUCCGCAAGAUACAAUAUUAUUUUAUCAAUUUAUAACUUCAUCUGAUUAUCGUGUUCAAAUCGAUGUAGAUUUUUUUCAAAUUCGUGGCGUUCCACCACAUUGUACACAUGAUUAUUUAGAUGUUUUUAUUAAUGUAACUAAUUUUGAUGUUAUUCAAAAUGUACUCAAUGAUCAAUUACUUCAUCGAUAUUGUGGUCGAAAUAAACCUCCGCGACUUGUUUCAUUUACAAAUCUAUUGUUACUUGGUUUUUUUACCGAAGACACACAAACAGAACGUGGCUUCAAUGGAACAUUUCGUUUUAUAUCAGCACAACCUUAUCGAAAAAAUCUUAUCCGGGAACCAUGCGAUUAUAUAUUUAAUUCAUCAAUUGCAAAAAGUGGUGAACUUUUUACUUCAACAUAUCCAGGAGCGUAUUUGCCUUGGCAAUUUUGUAAUUAUUCAUUUAUUGGUUUACCUGGUGAACGUAUUCAUAUUCGUUUUCUUAAUUUAAUGAUCUUUAAAAAUCUUAACGCACAACAUUGUGCUAUUGAUCUAAUAAAAGUUUAUGACAAUACAUUGAAUCCACCUGAGCUUCGUCGUUUUUUAUCUAGUUUUCGUCAAGCAAAUAAUUUUGAUAAUCAAUUUUUACCUGAAGAGACAGAUCAAUAUCAUAUAACAGAUCUCUGCGGUACAUAUGCAUUACCACUAGAUGUUUAUUCAACAAGUAAUCAUUUAUUACUCUAUUUUAUUGCAACACAUUAUGCUGAGUUAACUGUCGAAGAACAAAACCAAUUGAAUGAUACGGGACAACCAUUAUUAUGGAGAUUCGGAUUUUUGGCUAAAUAUGAAUUUUUAUCAUCAAUAACUAAACUUGACUUCGUCUCAAAAAAUAAAUCAAAUCAAUAUUUAUCUGGUACAGAAUGUGAUCAAACCAUCAAAUCAUUUGGUCAAGGAUAUGGUAAACUUCUUUCACCAAAUUGGCCACAUCCAUAUAAACCUCAAACAUCAUGUACAACAUAUCUAUUAGGACUUGAUGAUCGUUAUACAUUAGAAAAUGUUGAAAUUGAAUUUGAUCAACUUGAUGUUGAUUGUCAACUAGCAACUUUAGUUAUUUAUAAUGCUAGUAGAAUAUAUGAUUAUCGUUUACGUUCACGUCCAUCAACUGUAUCAAGUAGUUCGAUGUCAAUGAUGACAAAAAAAUCGCCAUUAUAUAGUAAUUACUAUCGACAAGAUCUUGAUUUUAAAGCAAAUCUAACAUUUUGUGGCCAUUUUAAGCCUGAAGGACGUUUCGUUUCUAAAAAUGCUUUACUUAAAUUAUCACUUAUUCCAAAUGAUCGUUUAGCAGUAGAUGUAUUACCAUCAUUAAUCAAUGGUGGGAAAUUUCAAGCAAAAUAUAAAUUCGUCAAAAGCUAUCAUCAAGUACCCGCCGAUGAAUAUGAUCCAAUAAAUCCAACUAUUUGUAAUCUUUCCUAUUAUCAAGCACGCGAACUUUCAGGAAAAUUCGAACCACCACGUUCAUCAGACAAUGAUUAUUUUUCUAAUUCCAAUUGCACAUUUAAUUUUAAUCUUCUCGAUGAAGAUUCACGCUUACUUGUAUGGUAUGAUUACUUUAAUGUUGUUGAUGAUAAUUAUACUGACUGCCCAUCUGAUAAUUUAACAUAUACCUAUAAUCUUCAUUCGUCAUCAAAAUACUAUUUACAUCCAUUUAUUUAUUGUGGUUAUCGAAAUUUUCCUGCACCUUAUUUAACAUUUCGAUCAACUCAACAAUUCCAUAUUCAUUUUCGUUCAAAUGACGAUUCCGAAGCUGGUUUAGGAUUUGAUGGACGUUAUCAAUUUUUAAGUCAAUCAAAUAAUUUAUUUUCAUCACUUUGUCGAAGUCCGUUUGAUUCACUAAUUUAUAUUAAUGAAACAAUUGAACCUUCGGGUAACAUAUCAAGUAAUGGUUAUCCAGAAAACAUUAUCUGUGAAUGGACUUAUGUAACAAGACAUGGACUUCAAUUUAAUUUAGAAAUAAAUAUGCUAGAAAUGGAAGGUUCAAAAACAAAAGAUCCACCACAAGGAUGUCAAUCAUCUGUUUUAAGAAUCCACAGUGAACUACGUACUGAUGAUUUAUGUGGACAACAGGAAAAAUCUUAUUAUUUUUUAACAGAUUCACAUUGGUUUACAAUACAAUUUAUUUCAUUGAAUAGACAAACAAAAGAACCAUUACGUGGGUUUCAAUUAUUAUGGACAGUUGUCCAAGUUAAAUCAAAUGAAACUGAUAAUGAAUGCUUAUUGUCUAAUGAAUAUUUUGAUUGUAAAAAGACGUCGGAUAGUGCCAUAACAAAUUCAUUUUGUAUUCAUCGGUCACUUCUGUGCGAUGGUCAAACUCAUUGUCAACCAUUAUCAAAUGAUGAUGAACUUUCAUCAAGCUGCUUUCUUAUGAUUCCAACGCGUUCCAGAUUUUCAUUACCAAUAUUAUCAUCAUCGUCAUCAUCUUCUUUUCUGCAUCAAAAUCUUAUUAUUAUUAUUAUUAUUUUUAUUCUCUGUAUUAUAAUGUUAUUUGUUGCUAUUAUACUUGUUUUUUUACUAAUUAAAAUGAAACGACGAGAACAAGAAAUGGAGACACCAAAAGAAAUAAAGAUCGAACAGCAACGACAAAAACGUGUACGACGACGACAACAACAACAACAACAACAGCACCAGCAACAAGAUAAUUUAUCUUUGAGAAAAAAAUCGACUCAAACAUAUCUAGAUGAUGAUGAUGACAAUAGUCAAGAUUUAAUUGGUAAUCAUACGAUGGAACAAGCUGUGACUACAGUUUAA